Fopius arisanus is the source of this 2320-nucleotide messenger RNA. RefSeq names its product cell division cycle protein 45 (gene Cdc45). Gene Ontology annotation, molecular function: chromatin binding; DNA replication origin binding; single-stranded DNA binding. Gene Ontology annotation, biological process: mitotic DNA replication preinitiation complex assembly; double-strand break repair via break-induced replication; DNA replication initiation. The record is from RefSeq and is a predicted model, not a curated record. Gene Ontology annotation, cellular component: DNA replication preinitiation complex. The transcript is spliced from 4 exons. Lineage: Eukaryota; Metazoa; Arthropoda; Insecta; Hymenoptera; Braconidae. The coding region runs from base 99 to 1781 and encodes 560 amino acids.
CAGGGCUGUUUGGCGGGUAAGGGCUUGGCGUUAUCCCCUGGAUUUUACCCCGUCUCAGUGAAAAAAAAUUUCUCGUAAAUGGCAUAACCAGAGGCAAGAUGUUCGUGAAAAAAUUCAAGGAGGAUUUUUACGAUGUAAUCCAAGGAAACAGAUGCCUCCUCCUCGUGAACUUCGACAUAGAUGCGAUCUGCGCGUGCAAAAUUUUGCAGCACCUCUUCAAGAACGACAAUAUGCUGUACACAGUGGUGCCAGUGCAGGGUAUCUCCAACGUUGUGCAGUCAUACCAGGACAACUGCAACGACGUAAAAUACGUGGUGAUGAUAAAUUGCGGAGGUAUAAUAGACAUAGUGGGUCACCUGGAGCCUCCAGAGGACAUGACAUUCUUCGUGAUUGACAGCCACCGACCCCUGGACCUCUGCAACAUCUACUCAGAGAGCCAGAUCAGGAUCCUCCACAGUCAGGGAUCAGGGGAAGAUAUUCCAGAGUACGAUGAAGUGUUCAGGGACUCGUCUGAGGACGAGAGUGAUGAGGACUCGGAUGGUGAGUCUCGCCAAGCGAAGAGACGACGUCUGAACGAGGAGGAUAUGCUCAGGAAACGAGAGAGGAGAGAGUGGGAGGAGAAGAGGGAUACUAUUCUCUUUAAUUACUCACAAUACAGUCAUUAUGGUAAAUCCUCAGCAGUCUUGAUGUUCGAGAUGGCGUGGAGAAUGUCAAAGGACUCUCUGGACAUGGUCUGGUGGGCAAUCGUAGGAUCAACAGAGCAGGCAAUUCUUAAUAAAGUCGAGCCCCAGGUGUCUGUCCUAGAAGCUGGAAAUCUCCAGGGACAGGUGUCGAGGCUCAGCCAUAGACAGGGGGUCGAUGCAGAGCGGCAGCAGCAGAGUGCAGUGAAAAUUAUUUAUGAUAAGGACUUGCAGCUGGCGUUGUACAGACACUGGACUGUUGAGUCGAGUUUAAGGCACUCGAUGACAACUGCUGUUGCCCUGAGGCUCUGGUCCAUCAGGGGUGAGCAGAGGUUGAGGGAACUUUUAGCUGAAAUGGGACUACCCCUAGCUCAGAGCAAACAGCGAUUUUCCUCGAUGGAUCUUAACCUUAGGCUUGAGUUUAGGGAAAUGGUGGAGAAACUCGCUGCCAAGUAUCACGUGGAGGACAUCAUUGGGGCCUCAUUCACUCUGCAGUUUGGAUACAAAUUUAAAUACUGCGCCAGUGAUCUGGUGUAUGCUAUGUUGGCGCUUCUCGAGUCAUCGGGAAAGGACAGGUCACCUCAUCACUGUUUUCUCGAUGCUAUGGACUGCCUUUCCAGGAUGAAGAAGGAUACCUUGGAGAGGGGCAUUGAGAAGGCUAAGGUGAUGCUCGCCAGUGUCUUCAAGACUGCACAGGGAAUUCUCGAGAUGAAGAAGGUUAUGAAUGCCGGAAGUUUUCUUUAUGUGAUUAUUCCUGAGGGGACUGUCGAUGGAAGGCUCUUUGCACAUCCUCAUACGUUACUCAUGCUUGCUCAAUUUGUUUUGAGGGCUUAUGUGGGGAGCUCAAAGAGGAAGGGAGCUGCUGCUGCUCCUCUCGUUGCUUCUGCUAAUUAUGAGCAAGAGGAGGAAACGUGUUUGCUCGUGGGAAUUCCACCCAUUUGCGAGGAUCAACCCAGAAGUUUGUUUGGAAAAGCCUUUGAGCAGGCAGCUAAGAACAUAAAUGCAGCCCUGGAUGCUGACUACUUCGAUACCACAAUUAUAAGACUGAAAACACAGGAUCGCUCAAACUUCUUCGACGCCCUGGCCACUCUCCUCACGUGAAUCAUCCCUGACAGCCCCAUUAUUUUUUAUGUUUUAUAUUUUCGUUAUUCAUAACAAUGCGCGACAAGACAAAGUUUUUUUUUCUUUUAAUUUAACCGGACCGAAAAAGCAGAAAUCGAAUUUUCACGUCGACUUGUACAUACUGGAUAUAACAUUUUUAAUCGUUGGUUAUGGAAAGCUUUAAUUAUUUUCUGAAUUUUUCCUGGGACACAGCCUUAACGAGAAAUACCAGAGAAGCUAUUUUUAUAUAUGUUCAUUUUUUGAGGAGGAAAUUACCUUUAUUUUUUCAUCAAUCUGUCUGUAGCUGCUGAACUAUUCAAAACGAUCAUCCUCAUUAAAACCAGGAUAUUUUUAACCCCGUGACUUUAACCCUAGAGUACUGAGUCAAUUACUUGGUGCAUCAUCUAACGAAUUGAUAUGUCAUCGAUGUAAAUAGGUCGAUUUACCCUGUAAGUGAUACUAGUUUAAGGCACGUUACCCCCGAUCACUUUUUGUUAAUAUGAACCUAGAAAAAUAAAUUAUAAUAAACUCGAUGAAGC